CGAUCUAAAACGAACGAACGAAAAAAAAACAUGAAUUUUAUUCGGAUUAUAAGUAUUUUGAUGGCUGGAUUAAUGAUGACAAUCGGAUUAUCGGAUGCUAAUCCAGUUGUUGCUGGUGGUAAAGUCGGUCCACAUGGUGGUGGUUUUACCAGCGGUUUUGCUGUUGGACGUUCAAUUGCAUUAGGACCGGGUGGUAAAAUAACCGGUGGUGGUUUUGGGCCAUUUUUUGGUGGUAUACCAUUUUUCUUUCGAAAAUGAUUUUUUGAAAAAAAAAAUUUUGCUUUCAUCAUCACCGUGAAAUGAAAUAAGAUAUAC
This is a messenger RNA of Dermatophagoides pteronyssinus (European house dust mite), 315 nucleotides long. RefSeq lists its product as uncharacterized. NCBI's taxonomy places the organism in Eukaryota, Metazoa, Arthropoda, Arachnida, Sarcoptiformes, Pyroglyphidae. The record is from RefSeq and is a predicted model, not a curated record.